AUGGCGCGGAAAGGACAGUUGUCCAUCCAGGACAGCAUCGAGAACGACGAAGAAUUUGAUGCAUAUAUCGAAGCUAACUAUGAUAGACUUAUUUGUAUGGAAGUGUACUCAGAAUUCUGUGGCCCCAGUCAAGCAACUCAGAAUGCAGUCAGGAAAGGGAAACUUGAAAUCGGCGGUGAUGACGUUGCUAUGUGUAAGGCCCUAACCGACAAUAUAAGCUACCUCGAAAGAUUUCGAUACAAAAGCGAACCAUGCUUCGUUUUCAUAUACAAAGGGAAAUUCACGAAUAUAAUGUUUGGUGCAAACGGUAUCGAGUUAUGCAACAUCAUUGAGAAAGAGUUGGAAGGUCGGAGAAAAGAGUUGCAAGGCGGUCCUCCGAUGAUCAAGUAUGAUUUUGAAGAAGUGUUACCAAUUGAAGCUGAGAAGACAGAAGUCGAACGUAAACUGGAUAUAGAAACACAGGAGCAAAGGGAAAGAUUGCGAGUGCUUACACUCGCCGCGCGAAAGAAACGAGUGUGCGAGCGAAUGUCCGUGGAUCUACGCCGAUACAACUUUAUCCUGUUCUGGCCUCAUUGUCACCACGCGCAUUAUGACCUCUACGAGAAGUGGGAUUACGUCAAUAUAGUCGUGGCGGCCAAGGAGGAAUUCCAACUGACCGAAGACAACUUGAAGGAAGCUUUAUAUAUGAGCGACAUCGAUCCCAACGAGGCGUGUCUCUACGCAUUGCAAAAGGGCCCUGCACUAGUGGUGCUGUUUAAAAUGUUUGACACUGAUGACAGAAAUUUUGUUAACGUAUUGCGGUAUUCGCUUUAUCAAGAAAUCCCGCAGCCGAAGGAAGACCUCCCUCCAGAAAAGCAGGUGCCGCCAAUUCCUGCCUUCGAACGAUAUGCAUCUAUCAGCAAGAGUGCAAGGGAAGUAAGACGGGAGCGAUACAACGCCAAGAUGCAGAAACUGCGUGCAGAACAAGAAGAAAGAGAUCGUCUAAAAAGAGAACAAGAGAGAUUGGCGCGCGAAGCCGAGGAGGACCGCAUAAGAGCUGAGAAGCAGAAAAAAGAUGAAGAAAGAAUGGCAAGACUUGCUGCUGGGUUACCAGCAGAGCCUGAGCCAGAAGAAGUUGGAGCAGAAGGAGUCGAAGGCGAAGGAUUGGAAGGCGAAGAACUGGCCCUUACGGAAGCGACGGAAACCACUGCCACCGAAGGCACGGACUUAGAAGGCCUGCCGGUAGUUCUGGAGGACGACGAAGUACGUGAAGAGCAAAUACCAGAGUUCCACUCAGACGUCGAGAUCGAGGGUGAGGAGUACAUCCCUCCUGGCGGCCUCUUUGUACCGGGUCUGUACUGUCCGCCGAACGAGCUCGCUAAAUCCAAUGGUCUCGUUUUGUUCUUCAGAAAGACAAUACAAACCGUCACCACAAUAGAAUCAGAGGUAUUGCCGCCACACGUUUUAGUGAUGUUCCAUGUCGACAAACGGCAUGAAGUGAUGGACGUUGUCGAGCAACAUCCUGGUACACUUUUACAGAUGGGGUUAUUCCAAGGCGACGAUCCGUUUAAUGUGGAACAUGUAGCGUUCACUGUGAAGCAGUACGACAAGAUGGUCCGAUUGCGAAAACACUUAGAUCGCUUCGCAUUGCAAGUAUCCCGUAAAAGAAGUUUUGCUUUGCUGCAACUGGCGGGGCUGAACCCUUGCUACAUUAGCAGUGACGUGGAGGCCGGAGAGCGCGACUGCCUUGCGCUAUUCCCAGUAGGCUAUGGCGACCAGUAUAUAGAAGAAGAAAGCAUUAAGGAAGAGGCCCCGCCCGAAGAACAAAUUCAAGUCGUGGAAGCAGCUCCCGCAGUCGAAGAAGCAGAAGAGAAGGCAGAAGAAGAGGAAGAGGACGAAGGAUAAUAAAAUAAACAUGUACUUUGCAAAUGCUUUGAGAUCCUAGAAAUGUCAAUUAUGUCUACCAGUUUUAAAGAAUUUCUUUGUCCAAUUGUUAUCUUCUACUAGAAACUUGUCUUCUGGAAGAUUUAGAUAAUAAUAAUACAGAUGAAGUAGGCUCUUAUUACACACCCUCCACAUAGAUACACACCAUACUGCAUUUACUUGAUUUCGGUCCGUAAGUGUGGUUAAAACCUGCCAACGGGCUAAGAAAAAGAAGAAAAACAGAUAAUAAUAAUAAUAACGCACACACUCAUAGCCCCGGACUAGGGAAACCCUGUAUCGAGGGUACCGUGGACACACACAUAGACAACCACAAAUUACACUCAAACUCACGAGGAAAAUGAAUGUAGGUCAUAUAAAUAUUUUUCUUGGCCCGGGAAUCGAACCCGGGACCUCUGCGUGGCAGACCAGCAUAAUAACUGUUCGGUUACGGAGUGUUCGACCUAUUUAGUGAAGUGCAGGUGUAGUGUAAGACAGGCGGGAGUUACACUGGGACUUGUUUAUAAUCUACUAUGGAAAUAUGGCAAAUUUUAUUUCUCAUACAUUGACUUACAAAUAAAUGGACGACGGGUCUAAUACAAAAACCACGAAAAAAAUGUCCCAAGUCAACCUAUUCGAAAUUUAAAUUAUUAUGU
This is a messenger RNA of Hyposmocoma kahamanoa, 2555 nucleotides long. RefSeq lists its product as uncharacterized. Bases 1 to 1884 code for a protein of 627 amino acids. The transcript is spliced from 16 exons. Lineage: Eukaryota; Metazoa; Arthropoda; Insecta; Lepidoptera; Cosmopterigidae. The record is from RefSeq and is a predicted model, not a curated record.